AUGUCAGAUAGAACCAGUAUUAUAAGAAGAAGAAAGAAUGAAGAAGGAAGCCCUACGGCCGGUAUCGCCGAACAACAUGAGAAUAAGCCUCUGGCAAGCAUCGAUAAGAAAGAUCAAACAUCGAAGCCGCAACUAGAGUCAUGUUGCCCGUUGGCAACUCCCUUUGAAAGAAGGCUGCAAACACUGGCUGUGGCAUGGCACACCUCUUCAUUUGUACUGUUUUCAAUAUUUGCAUUGUUUGCAGUAUCGACGCCGGCACUAUGGGUUUUUGUUAUUCCGUAUAUGAUCUACUUUUUCUAUGAUAGAUCUCCUGCGACUGGUGAUGUGGUAAAUCGGUACUCCCUUCAAUUUCGUUCGUUGCCUGUUUGGAGAUGGUACUGUGAUUAUUUUCCUAUAACUCUGAUUAAAACCGUCGGCUUGAAACCAACCUUCACACUUUCAAAGAAUAAAAUCAGCAAUGAAAGAGUAUAUAAGAUCAGACUGUGGCCAACUAAAUACUCUAUCAACUUAAAGAACAACUCUACCAUUGACUACCGUGGCCAGGAAUGUACGGGGCCAACAUACUUAUUCGGUUAUCAUCCGCACGGUAUCGGGGCCCUUGGUGCUUUUGGGGCGUUUGCAACUGAAGGUUGUAAUUAUUCUAAAACCUUUCCUGGUAUUCCGAUCUCCUUAAUGACAUUGGUCACUCAAUUUCAUAUUCCGUUAUACAGAGAUUAUUUAUUGGCAUUAGGUAUUUCUUCGGUGUCAAGGAAGAACGCUUUGAAGACUUUGAGCAAAAACCAAUCAAUCUGUAUUGUCGUUGGUGGGGCCAGGGAGUCUUUAUUAGGUUCAACAAAUGGCCCACAAUUAAUAUUGAACAAAAGAAAGGGAUUCAUCAAACUGGCCAUUCAAACAGGGAACAUCAAUCUGGUACCCGUGUUUGCAUUCGGAGAGGUAAACUGCUAUAACGUUGUGAGCGCAAAAAAGGAUUCGAUCUUGAGUAAAAUGCAAUUAUGGUUCAAAGAAAACUUUGGUUUUACCAUUCCCAUUUUCUACGCAAGAGGGUUAUUCAACUAUGAUUUCGGUUUAUUACCAUUUAGAGCACCUAUCAACGUCGUCGUAGGGAGGCCCAUUUACGUUGAAAAGCAAAUAGAGGAUCCACCAGAUGACGUCGUCAAUUAUUUUCAUGACCUAUAUACAGAAGAGCUGGAGAGACUAUAUUAUGAAAAUAGAGAGAAAUACGGGGUAUCGGACGCAGAAUUAACGAUAGUUGGUUGA
Messenger RNA from Saccharomyces kudriavzevii IFO 1802, 1257 nucleotides. It is a transcript of the gene DGA1, whose product is annotated as diacylglycerol O-acyltransferase. The transcript has a single exon. The record is from RefSeq and is a predicted model, not a curated record. Gene Ontology annotation, biological process: triglyceride biosynthetic process. Gene Ontology annotation, cellular component: endoplasmic reticulum membrane. Bases 1 to 1257 code for a protein of 418 amino acids. Gene Ontology annotation, molecular function: diacylglycerol O-acyltransferase activity. Lineage: Eukaryota; Fungi; Ascomycota; Saccharomycetes; Saccharomycetales; Saccharomycetaceae.